AGCUCCACUCAAAUUACUAUUCUAGUAGGACAUCUCCAAAAUAUACCUUCUCUUUAGAAAAGAAGCUUAUCAGAGCCUGUACUUCAGCAUUUCUUUAGAUACAAAGCAUCUAUCAAUGAAAUCUUUAUCUUGAAGCACGCUUCCAAAGCCUGUCCAACCUCUCUAUAAGUACUCCACACAGACACCAAACCAUCAGCACGCAUUUAGAAAGAGAGAGAGAGAGAGAGAGAGGAAGAAGAAUGAUUAAGCUGAGAUCAAAGAAGCUCUUCAAGAAAAGUUCUAAAUUGAGCAGCGGUGGGAGCGGCGGCGGCGGCGCUGGAGGCUGCGGUAGGAGCGGCGACAUUGAGUGGGAGCUGCGGCCUGGGGGCAUGCUGGUUCAGAAGAGAGAGGGAGCAAAGUGUGAUAGAGAAGGGGUGAUCACUGUGAGAGUCUCCACUGGAUCACAUUGGCAUGACAUCUCCAUUGGAGCCACCUCAACAUUUGCUGAGUUGAAGAUGAUUGUAGCCAUGGUGACAGGGUUGGAGCCCAGAGAGCAGAGGCUUUUGUUCAGGGGGAAGGAGAGGGAGGAUGGGGAUCACCUUCACAUGGUGGGAGUCAGGGACAAGGACAAGGUACUGCUGUUAGAGGACCCAGCCAUCAGGGAAAUGAAGCUGAAGGGAAUGACAAGAAGCCAAGUCAUGGGGAGCCCUUGUCACACCAUUAUUGAGGUGUUGCUAACUUUCCUGAAUGGAAUCCCUUUGUCUGGAAUUUUACUUCUGCGCAUAAAACACCUCUCCAAUAUGCAAUCUUUAAGCAGUUAUUACUCAAAAGGAGCCUCUUUGGCGACUCCAUAUCUGGAUUCUGAUACUUUUCCCCACUAUACUUUGAGGAAGAGGAGGACGGAAAGAGGGGUUUGUGGUGGUAUGUGUGGUGGCAGUAAAUUCUCCCACCUGUUUUUUCUUUCAAGCAGUACUUGCGGUUUAACUAGUUCUAAUCUACAUCCGAGAACUGGGUUCUCUGCUAACAAUCCCAAGCUAAGCUUUUGUGAAUCAAAGAUGAGUCCUUUCGGAAAGUACUUUGCUUUGGCUUUGGCAUUGGAGCAAGAACCUGAUGGGUGUGAGCAUGUGAAAGAAGUAACAGAAUCAGAGAAGCCUGAGGGUAAGGAGGUUAGCUUUGACUCUUCGGGAGGUAUUGGAAAUAAUGAGAUAUGUGAUGCCAAAGAUGGGGAAGAAGAAAUGGUUGUGGACUUCGAAGAGACUGCUCGCAGGGAUGGUGCUGAGUCAGUCGAGAAAGACCGGAUCGAUGUCCGAGCAUUAGCUGCAAGUCUGCAUGAUGCUAAAACUGCAGAUGAUGUGGAGGAGUUAUUCAAGAAUUUGGAAAUUUUGCCUCUCCCUGUUUAUUCAUCAAUGAUCAGGGGGUUGGGAUCAGAUAAGAAAUUGCAUUCUGCAUUUGCUCUUGUUGAAUGGUUGAAGAGAAAGAGGGAGGAUACUGGUGGAUCAGUUGGCCCGAACCUCUUCAUUUAUAAUAGCCUCUUGAGUGCAGUCAAGCAGACUGAACAAUUUGAUAAAGUUGAUGAGGUCAUGGAUGAUAUGAAAUCACAAGGCAUUGUACCAAAUAUCGUGACUUACAACACUUUGAUGUCAGUUUAUCUUGAACAAGGGCAGCCUAACGAGGCCCUCGAUGUUUUAGUGGACAUUGAGAAUAAUGGUCUAUCUCCAUCUCCUGUCACCUACUCAACUGUCUUAUUGGCCUUUAAGAAAAUGGAUGAUUCAUAUGGUGCACUUGGAUACUUUGUGAAAUUGAGAGAGCAAUAUGAGAAGGGGGAGGUUGGGAAAGAUAAGGAUAUGGACUGGGAGACUGAGUUUUUAAAGCUUGAAAAGUUCUUGAUGCGCAUCUGUUAUCUAGUGAUGCGCCAGUGGCUUGUGAAGGAAGAGAAUCCAACUGCCAAUGUCUUGAAGCUUCUAAGUGAUAUGGAUAUGGCACGGGUAAAACCAAGUCGUGUGGAAUGUGAGCGGCUUGUGUGGGCAUGUACUCGUGAAAGCCAUUAUACUGUAGCUAAAGAGCUGUACAGAAGAAUAAGGGAGAUGGACAGUGAUAUUAGCUUAUCAGUAUGUAAUCAUCUCAUAUGGCUGAUGGGUAAGGCUAAAAAAUGGUGGGCGGCUCUUGAAAUUUACGAGGAUUUGUUGGAUAAAGGGCCUAAGCCAAAUAAUCUAUCAUAUGAGCUGAUUAUUUCUCAUUUCAACAUCUUACUCACUGCUGCUAGGAGAAGGGGGAUCUGGCGAUGGGGUGUUAGGCUGCUUAACAAGAUGCAGGAUAAAGGCUUAAGACCAGGAACUAGAGAAUGGAAUGCAGUCCUUGUUGCUUGCUCCAAAGCAUCAGAGACUUCUGCUGCUGUGCAGAUAUUUAGGAGGAUGGUGGAGCAGGGAGAGAAACCAACUAUACUCUCUUAUGGAGCACUGCUUAGUGCACUUGAGAAAGGGAAGCUUUAUGAUGAGGCACUGCAGGUGUGGGAGCAUAUGCGUAGAGUGGGUGUUAAGCCCAAUUUGCAUGCAUACACGAUAUUGGUUUCGGUUUUCAUUGGCAAGGGAAGUCCUGAUAUGGUAGAUUCUGUUCUUCGUGAAAUGGUAUCAUCAGGUAUUGAACCAAAUGUUGUCACCUACAAUGCAAUAAUCACAGGAUGUGCUAAGAAUAAGAUGGGUAGUGCUGCUUAUGAGUGGUUUCACCGCAUGAAGGUUCGAAAAAUCAAGCCAAAUGAGAUUACUUAUGAAAUGCUAAUCAAAGCUCUUGCACAAGAUGGUAAACCAAGACUUGCAUAUGAGAUGUACUUGAGGGCUUGUAAUGAGGGGCUACAUCUUUCUUCAAAACCUUAUGAUGCUGUUUUAGAGUCAUGUCAGGCUAUGGGUACAAGCAUAGAUCUUAAUGCUUUAGGUCCUAGACCUGCUGAGAAGAGGAAAAGCAUAAAGAUAAGGAAGAAUUUGUCUAAUUUCUGUCAUUUUGCAGAUGUACCUAGGAGAGGAAAACCAUUUGAUGAGGCAGAAAUGUACUCUACACAGAUGCAAGAAAGUCAAUAUGUAGAUGGCAUUAUUGAUGAAGUCCGUUCGUGAGACUAUCUGCUAGCUACCCUUUGUACUUUGGCUGCCCUAGUUUUCAUGCAUUAAUCGCUUAGAGCAGAAUUCAUCUUCAAGGUCCUUUAUUACGCUUUUUUGGUGAAGUAUUAAAUCGCAGCAAAUCUUACUGCACCGCCUCAUAUCCAUUAGAAUUUCAUUGGCACAAAUCAAUAAGUUUGAGAUUAACAUUCCCCUCUGCACUAUGAUAUUCUGUCAGUGAGUAUAAAAGGAACCACUCAGUCUCUUAACUUUUUACCGUGCUCUGUUGUUUGCUUGGGCAUAAUUAGCUUCUUUUUACUUGAAUUUUCUGACUGUUAUAUAAUUCCAACUUGUUUUAUAAAAUCAUUUUCUGAUUUAUAACUCUCAUUUUCCUUCUGCAAUAGGUGUAUAUAUCAUAUUAAUUGGAUUACAAACAAUGUUUGACCACCUAUUGAAAUAUUAUUCCUAGCUCUGCAUGCUGGAAUGCACGAUUUUCAUUAAAAACAACAAAGCAGUACAUAUGCUACAUGCUUUAUGAUAAGUGUUUUCGUUGUGAAACAUGUGAUUUGUUCAUGAGCAUCAUAAUGUACAUAAUUAAACAUUAUCUGCAUCUUCUUAUCUAUUAGUUCAAACAAAAAAUUUCCAAGUCAGCACCUCUAAGUAUUGUAUCUGCCUAAUUGGAAUUAGACUUAUAUAACGUGUCCAUUAUUUUGUUCAAUAGUUAUUAAAUUGAGGUAUUGUAGGCUUUUAGGAUUAGUUCAACAUGUUCGAGCUAGAAAUACUUCCUCAUUUAUGAAAAAUAAGAGAUAUCUUGCUGAUUGUUCAUCGCAUAUCUUUCACUAUUAAUUAUAGGCACAUUUGAUAUGAAUAUGAAGUUUGUUUUAAGGAUCCAUCAAUCAGCUUGUUGAGUGGUCUCCUCUUCUCCAAAAGGUGCCUCCUCCUCCUUUGUGUAAUUAUGUCUACAAUGCACAUGCUGUCAAGAUACCAUCUCAUUGAGCUUAGUGCUUUGUGCAUGGUUUUAAAAACUGCUCAAACGAGAUGGUACGACCAGUACCAUGCCGUUCUGACACGGAACCAGCAUCCGUACAGGUGUCGGGAUGCUGAAACAGCUAUAUUGGUAUGUAACGGUCAUAUCGGUCCAUACCAAUGCAUAUCGGCAGUAUUGUACCAGCCAUACGGAUCGGUAUCGAUGGUUUUUCAAUUUUUUUUUGGAACAUGUUAGUUUCGAUACAUACCGUCAAUAUCAGUACGAUACUAAUACUUUAUAUUUCGACGGAAAAAUGACGCAGGGUUCAGUACGGCUAUUUAAAUCCUUGCCUAUAAUAUUCUAGCUCCAAAGGAUUCACAUUCCUUUCAAGCAAGAAAAACUGAAGUCUCUAUUUCAGAGAGAGAGAGAGAGAGCUUAAAGCAAAUGCCAGAGAGGCAUCAGGAUAAGGGUGAAUAUUUUAUAGGCCCAGAAACUCCAUUCAAGACCAUCUAUCUUCAAGUACAAUAGCAAAGAUGAAUUACAUUUGGUGGUGAAGAUGUAGCACAUGCAUCACAUGGAUGCUCAAUGACAUAAAAGUGGAUCAUGUUCCUCCAACAACUAUUUUCUAUGUAUUAUUGUUAUCUUAUACAAAUAUCAUAGUUCAAUUUUAUAUGAAUACUAUUCUUUUGUACUUAUGUAGUUUGUGUAAUAUUUGCAUAGCAGUGACCACAGCUUUUGUCUUUAUAUUUACUGGGAUAUUGGUAUGAUUGAUU
Molecule: messenger RNA, 4805 nt
Organism: Phoenix dactylifera (date palm)
Lineage: Eukaryota; Viridiplantae; Streptophyta; Magnoliopsida; Arecales; Arecaceae
Product: Ubiquitin-like superfamily protein
Molecular function (GO): protein binding
Source: RefSeq, a predicted model, not a curated record